This is a messenger RNA of Colletotrichum orchidophilum, 1125 nucleotides long. RefSeq names its product flavonol synthase. Lineage: Eukaryota; Fungi; Ascomycota; Sordariomycetes; Glomerellales; Glomerellaceae. The transcript has 4 exons. The record is from RefSeq and is a predicted model, not a curated record. Bases 1 to 1125 code for a protein of 374 amino acids. Gene Ontology annotation, molecular function: dioxygenase activity.
AUGGCAACAGCGGUGCAAAUAAUUCCAGAGGCAACUCAAAACCAUAAUUACAAGACUCUUCCCGUGUACCAACAAGUUCCAGAGACUAAAUAUGAGCUUGAGUGGGCAGAUUUGGUUACACUUGAUCUUUCCAAAUUCGACCAGCCAGGUGGCAAGGAAGCACUCGCUAAACAGCUGUUUGAUGCCAUUCAAAACAUUGGUUUCUUCUACAUUGUCAACUUUGGUCUCAGCCAAGAAGAGGUUGACCGCCAAUUUGCGAUUGGAAAAUCUGUCUUCGAACUCACCACCGACGAAAAGCUAAGAUAUCGCGCCGACUUGGAGAACGGUGGCUACAAUGGCUACAAGCCUCUUGGGUUAAGAGAAAUCAGACCUGGCGUUUUUGACAACACCGAAAUCUUCAACAUCCCAAAGUUCAUACCUGCCUAUGAGCGCCCACAGCCUGAGGUGAUCAACGAAAAUCGAGCAGAAAUUGAGCAUUUCGCACGUCAUAUUCACAGAAAUAUCGUGCGAAAGCUUCUUGUCUUGUUUGCCAUCGUGUUAGAGCUGCCAGAAGACCACUUCGCCGCCCAUCAUCGCUAUGACGAGGCGUUGUCGGACUGUCACUUGAGAUACAUGAAGUACCACGCACGAGAUGCCGAGACCAAUGAGAAAUUGGAGAAUGUCUGGGUCAAAGGCCACACCGACUUUGGGAGUCUGACUCUGCUUUUCAGGCAACCUGUUGCAGCUCUGCAGGUUAGAGGUAAAGAUGGGAACUGGAAAUGGGUCAAACCAUACGACGGUAGCAUUACUGUCAACGUGGCCGACGCACUGGACUUUCUCAGCAACGGAUUCUUGAGAAGCAGUAUCCAUCGUGUCGUUGCCCCGCCUCCAGACCAGGCCGGGAUUGAUCGCCUGGGUGUACUGUACUUCGUACGGCCUGAAGAUAGCCUUGAGUUGAGGCCAGUUCAAAGCAAGGUUCUGGAAAGGCUGGGCUAUGAUUCGAACGAGGACACGAAUUUGGCCGGAAUCACAGCCGGUGAAUGGGUCAAGGCUCGUGUAAGGGCUGGAGUCAAUCGCAACCAAGCAAGAAGCGAAAUUUCGGAGCAGGAGAUUGUGAGAGGAGUGAAGGCUAAGUAUUACGACUGA